CGGUAGCUUCAGGGGCGGAAACCACAUCCGCAAACAAACGUAACGCUCGUUAGCUAGCAACAGCUUUAAUGCGGUGUAAACACAUGUGUGGAGCGACGGUCGAGUAAGAGCAAAGGAUAUGUUUAAAAACACAUUUCAAAGUGGAUUCUUGUCUAUAUUGUACAGCAUUGGCAGCAAACCACUGCAGAUAUGGGACAAAAAGGUGAGGAAUGGUCACAUCAAAAGAAUCACAGACAAUGACAUCCAUUCACUGGUGCUGGAGGUUGAGGGGACAAAUGUCAGUACCACAUAUAUAACAUGUCCUGCAGACCCAAAGAAGACAUUGGGCAUCAAGCUUCCUUUUCUGGUCAUGAUCAUCAAAAAUCUCAAGAAGUAUUUCACCUUCGAAGUCCAGGUGUUAGAUGAUAAAAACGUUCGCCGGCGGUUUCGAGCCAGUAACUAUCAGAGCACGACACGGGUGAAGCCGUUUAUCUGCACCAUGCCUAUGAGACUGGAUGACGGCUGGAACCAGAUUCAGUUCAACCUGUCGGACUUCACCAGGAGGGCCUAUGGGACCAACUACAUUGAAACACUGCGUGUACAGAUCCACGCCAACUGUCGGAUAAGGAGAGUGUAUUUCUCAGACAGGCUGUAUUCUGAGGAGGAGCUCCCGGCAGAGUUUAAACUCUACCUGCCUGUACAGAACCAGAAGGCUAAGCAGUGAAGAGUCUCUCCCUGCAGUGUUCCCCCAGAUUCGACGUGGAGCUGUGAGAUUGUUUUGUGUUAAGACUCUGAAAAAAACAUUAAAAAAUUUGGUUAUAUUUUAA
Molecule: messenger RNA, 806 nt
Organism: Epinephelus fuscoguttatus (brown-marbled grouper)
Lineage: Eukaryota; Metazoa; Chordata; Actinopteri; Perciformes; Serranidae
Product: cilia- and flagella-associated protein 20
Exons: 6
Coding region: 119-703 (194 amino acids)
Biological process (GO): cilium assembly; positive regulation of cell motility; regulation of cilium beat frequency involved in ciliary motility
Cellular component (GO): ciliary basal body; motile cilium
Source: RefSeq, a predicted model, not a curated record